UUUGUGGGCGCUGGGGCUCGCGUUGCGCGUCGACGAGAGCAAAGAAGCUGCUUCGCCUCGCACCACGCGCGGUUCUGCAGUGCCGCGGCGGCACUGAUGCCAUUUCCGUAGCGUUUGGGCUGCCCCAGCGUUCCACUUUCAAAGCAACAAUGGGUGCCGGCAGCAGCCUGCACGACGUCGAGGCCCUCACGGACGACCUCGAGCAAGCCUUCGCCCGUGUCAUCCCGCGCACGCCGCGCGGCAGCCUCGACGUCGCGAGCUGCGACCGCGGCAAGGUGCGACAAGUCGUGGACGGCGCGAAUAAGCGCGUCGAGAAACGCUACGCCGAUGCGUGGAACAAGUGUGCCGUGGUACGCGGCGAGACGAUUCCGGCGGUCGACGAGCUGCGCAACGCGUGCGCCGCCCUGGUGGAAGACUUCCACGAAAAGGCGCCGCGGUGCGCGCUCGCUGCGGACGCGGGAGUCGGCGCGCUCGUCGACAUGGCGAGCCACCACGGCGCCGCGCUGCACGAGGCCCUCGAAAGGCUCGUCACCAGGGCGGGCGGCGAGUACGUUCACGGGCCGCAGAAAGCAGCGGAGCGCAUCGCGGAGAAGGCGAAGAACGACUACGACGGUGACGUGGCCCGGGUCGUCGACGUCGAGCGCGCGACCGGCCUCUUCGACUCGCUGGAAGACUUGAAUGCGGCGGUCUCGGUGCUGCGCGAGGCCUCGGGCGACGGGUCGCUGACGAUCCGGCGCUUCAAGGACUGCUUCUUCACGGAUCAGUUCAAGAGCGGCUACCGGGACCUAAAGGUUAACGUGGAGGUCUCGGGGUUCGUCGGCGAGCUGCAGCUUAACCUACGACGGAUCAAAAUCGUCAAGGACCACGCGCAUAAGCUCUACAACGUCGACCGCGUCGUCGACGAAGACGGCGACGAGGCGCUGUACAGAGCAAUCGUCGGCCUGGACCUCGAGAGCGAGCAGGUGCUCAGCCUCGCGGCGGAUGGCGGGCAGUCGGUUCUGGGCGCGUGCGGUCGCAUCAGCUUGCUCGCGGAGGCUCUGGCCGAAGCGCUGCCGCCCGGCUGCGAAGUGGCGAACGUGUACAACGCCGGCGGCGCGGUCCACGCGCACGUUCGGCUGGGCAUCGCCGAUGUCGCGGCCCUCGCCCGGUUGCGCGACGCCGUGCUCUUCGAGGGCUCCUUCGAGACUGCAAUCAACGAGGCCCUGCCGCGCGACGCCUCGCAGCUCGCGGAGAAGCUCGCCAGCGAAUCGAUGAGGGAACUGGGAUUCGAUGCUUCCGUGAGUCGGAGCGGCCGGUGUCUGCUCACGAACGACCGAUUCCUCUCUCCGGAAGACUCCGAAAGUUCUCCGGGCGCGCCGCCCGCGGAGCCUCCGCUUCUCGCUAAGCUCCGCGUCGACCGCGCCGGCGUCAAUAUUCACGUUGAUCGCGGCGCGUUCAUGGAGUGUUACGCGCGAAUCAUGAUGCGGUUCACGAGGUUGACGAUGCACCAGCGCGAGAAGCUCGAGGCCGUGCGACGCGCGUCGGUUGCGGUGCUGCUUGCGCCUGCGGGCGGUGGGAAGACCUUUGUUGCUGUCCAACGAGUGGUGCAGGUGCUGAACGAAGACCCCGAUGCGACGGUUCUUUUCGUGGCGCGAAACGAAGCGCUGGCGCUCUUUGUCUGCAAGUGGCUUGUCAUCGCGUCGCGCAAGUCUGCCGAGCAUGUUGUGGAGCGCGUGCACGUGUUGGUGGCGCCGUUUUCGAGUGGGCCGCGGUGCGUGCGCGUCGAGGCGCUGGGCGGUCGACGGCGGCUCGUGCUGGGCGAGAAGCGUUGCGACGCCACGACGUACGCGCUCAUUGUCGUCGACGAAGCGCACCACCUCGUGGGCGACUCCUCGCUUCGAUCGGAGCUCGCGGAGCUUGGUGCUGCCGAAUCGAGUCUGUUGUUCCUCGGCGACGUCUCUCAAGCGACAUCGACGAUAUCCAGUCCAGAGGAGAUCGCGCGCUCACUUGUAGACUUGCCCCAAGACCAAGGUGUUGUCGUGGCGACACUCUCGGAAGUGGUCCGCUCGACGAAGCGGAUUGUUGCUGGCGCCGCCGCGUUCCAGCUCGAGGCCGGGCGCAAGGCCGAGACGUCGACGCAUUCGGCAUCAGCGGGGCCGCCGCUCGUGGCGAGGAUCUUUACGACGUCUAAAGGCGACGAUGCGGGCGAGACCUAUGCGCGCGAGGUCGUCGAGGCGCUGACUGCCAUCCGGCGCCAGCUCGUGGAUUUAGAGGACCUGGAUGACCGCGUGGCGGUCGUUGGGCCAGAUGAAGCGUUUAUUGAGAAGCUCCGCGAGCCGCUCGGUCGCGCUCUGGGAGGAUUCGAGCUCGUCGACGCGGCGACGGCGAGCGCGGUCUUGCCGCGCGGUGACACCGAGGCGCGCGCCGCCGACGCGAAGCAGCUGCUCGUCGUCGACAGCGUCGACAAUAUGGACGGUUUGGAACGGCUCGUCAUUAUUUGUGUUGGACUGGACCAAGUCAUCGAUCGCGGCGCGGGCGUGCUCGAGACUCGGUCGCGUUUGUACCGCGCGAUGACGCGCGCGCAGCUCGCGGUUGCUGUUGUGAAUGAAGUGGUGCCGGGCGGCUGGCUCGAGUUCCUGGGGCGCGUCGAACUGGAUGAUGAGAAGUUUGAUGAUGCCGCGGAGCGCGAGAACCGGGCGGAGACGGCGGCGGACGAUGUUGUGGGUGCUGUGGCUGAGGAGACUUCGGCGCCCGUUGCGACUCAUGGCGACGCUACUACUGUUAGCGAAGUGUCUUCGGUACCAGCGCGCGGUAGUGACGGCGCACAGAAGGCGUCACCAAACGACGCCGUCGACGCGCCCGUGGCAGAGAAGGCCGCUGUCGACGCGGACGCCGCCACGACCCCGUCGGAAGCCGAACCGAUGAAGGUACUGCAGUCGAUCUGGGACGCGAGCGCGGUCGCGACGGCGUCGCGCGGCGACCUGCGGUUCAUGCCGUUUUCCGAAGGCGUGGACCUGUCGAAGCUCGUCGAGCUGCGGACGCUGAAAGGGCACUCGGGCGACGUGCGUUGCCGCGUCCACUGUACUCUUGUGAUGAUCUGGCUUCGUCGUAGGUCAAUGGCGUUGCGGUGUUUCCGGACGGGCGGCGCAUUGUUUCUGCGUCGGACGACGAGACGCUCAAGGUCUGGGACGUGGCGACCGGCGAGUGCGUGGCGACGCUGGAAGGGCACUCGCGGCCCGUGCGUUGCGGCGUCCGCUGUACUUUUGUGAUGAUCUGGCUUCGUCGUAGGUGUGGGGCGUUGCCAUGUUUCCGGACGGGCGGCGCAUUGUUUCUGGGUCGAGCGACAACACGCUCAAGGUGUGGAACAUCGAGACCGGCGAGUGCGUGGCGACGCUGGAAGGGCACUCGUCGAGUGUGCGUUGCGGCGUCCACUGUACUUUCGUGAUGAUGGGUCUUCGUCGUAGGUCCUGAGCGUUGCCGUGUUUCCGGACGGGCGGCGCGUCGUGUCUGCGUCAAGCGACAAGACGCUCAAGGUGUGGGACGUGGCGACCGGCGAGUGCGUGGCGACGCUGGAAGGGCACUCGAGUUACGUGCGUUUCGGCGUCCGCUGUACUUUUUGUGAUGAUGUGUCUUCGUUGUAGGUCUUUGGCGUUGCCGUGUUUCCGGACGGGCAGCGCGUCGUGUCUGGGUCGGACGACAGCACGCUCAAGGUGUGGGACGUGGCGACCGGCGAGUGCGUGGCGACGCUGGAAGGGCACUCGUCUCAGGGCACUCGUCGUCAAGUGCGUUGCGCGGCGUCCACUGUACUUUCGUGAUGAUGGGUCUUCGUCGUAGGUCCUGAGCGUUGCCGUGUUUCCGGACGGGCGGCGCGUCGUGUCUGCGUCGGGCGACAACACGCUCAAGGUCUGGGACGUGGCGACCGGCGAGUGCCUAGCGACGCUGAAAGGGCACUCGAAUAUCGUGCGUUGCGGCGUCCACUGUACUUUCGUGAUGAUCUGUCUUCGUCGUAGGUCAAGAGCGUUGCUAUCUCACCGGACGGGCGGCGCGUCGUGUCUGGGUCGCGCGACGAGACGCUCAAGGUGUGGGACGUGGCGACCGGCGAGUGCGUGGCGACGCUGAAAGGGCACUCGCAAUAUGUGCGUUGCGCAGCGUCCGCUGUACCUUUGUCAUGAUCUGUCUUCGUCGUAGGUCACGAGCGUUGCUAUCUCCCCGGACGGGCGGCGCGUCGUGUCUGGGUCGGGCGACAAGACGCUCAAGCUCUGGGGGCUGCCGAAGUCCUGAGCGUCGUGUCGUGGCGAAAGAAAUCCUUCUCGCUGUUUUAUAUUGUCUAUUCGAAGUGCCCCCCCUCGACGCCAUCGGCGCGAUUCGGGAUGACGCACGCGUAGACGUGGAGUAUUAAGUUUAUCCUACAAC
Messenger RNA from Pelagomonas calceolata, 4392 nucleotides. Lineage: Eukaryota; Pelagophyceae; Pelagomonadales; Pelagomonadaceae. The record is from the annotation of a GenBank genome assembly.